This is a messenger RNA of Thrips palmi, 3226 nucleotides long. Its product is annotated as ATP-dependent RNA helicase DDX42. The transcript has 12 exons. The coding region runs from base 147 to 2597 and encodes 816 amino acids. Gene Ontology annotation, molecular function: ATP binding; RNA helicase activity; nucleic acid binding. NCBI's taxonomy places the organism in Eukaryota, Metazoa, Arthropoda, Insecta, Thysanoptera, Thripidae. The record is from RefSeq and is a predicted model, not a curated record.
AAGGAACGGAACGGAACUACGGAACGGAACGCGGAACUCGGAACGGAAACUGAACUGAAACAGUAUUCGCACCAAACCAAAGCCGUUCUGUCUAUAGUGUUUCUCACCCUUGUUGUUGUUGAAGAAUUUGAGUCGAGAGAAAAGUAAUGAGCUUUAACAAAGGUGGGGACGGGAAGCCCCGAGGCUUUGGCUUCGGUGGCUUUCAAAUGUCAAAGCGAGAGCAGCGAGCUGCAGCUAUACCUCCUCCGCCUACAAGCAAUGUGAGCAAGCACGGUUACUCCACCAUGUCUGCGAUCACACAAAAUGCAAUGGUUGCUAGUGGUUGGGGCGGUCCCAAAAAGAGGGCCAAGACAGAAGAUGAGUAUUUUGACGAUGAUGACGAAUCUACAGCUCCCCAACUUGCCUACAUACCUGCCCCUGGAAGCCCCUCAUAUCAGGGCAACGCUAAAGACUCUGACUCAGAAGAAGAUCCUCUUGAUGCAUUCAUGGCUGGCAUAGAACAGCAAGUUACGAAAGAAAAGAAAAAGACAGAGAAAGUUCAGGAGGAAAAAGCCAAAGGUGUAAGAGAUGAUAUUGAUGGUGAGGAUGUAGAGGAAUCUUACUACAGAUAUAUGGAGGAAAAUCCCAUGGCAGGUGUGCAAAAUGAAGAUGAAGAUGAUGACAUGGAGUAUGAUGAAGAUGGAAAUCCUAUUGUUCAAAUAAAGAAGAAAAUAAUCGAUCCAUUGCCAGCAAUUGACCAUUCAACAAUUGAUUAUUGUCGAUUUGAAAAGAACUUUUAUACUGUGCAUGAAGAAAUCAGUAGUUUGAAAUAUCAACAAGUUGUUGAUCUUCGUCUUACUUUGGGACUGAAGGUGACCGGAGUCUCACCCCCGCACCCAGUCACAAGCUUUGCUCAUUUUGGUUUUGAUGAUAAUCUCUUAAAAACUAUCAGAAAACUUGAAUACACUAAACCUACACCAAUCCAGGCACAGGCUGUUCCUGCUGCUUUGGGAGGGAGAGACAUAAUUGGUAUUGCUAAAACUGGAAGUGGUAAGACUGCAGCAUUUAUCUGGCCUAUGCUUGUCCAUAUCAUGGACCAACGAGAAUUGAAGCCUGGUGAUGGCCCUAUCGGACUUAUUUUAGCUCCUACAAGAGAACUGUCUCAGCAGAUUUAUAAUGAAGCAAAACGUUUUGGUAAAGUGUAUGGACUGCAAGUGUGCUGCUGCUAUGGUGGCGGGUCAAAGUGGGAACAAAGCAAAGCUCUUGAAUCUGGAGCAGAAAUUGUUGUUGCCACACCCGGUCGAAUGAUUGAUUUAGUUAAAAUGAAAGCUACAAAUUUGGAAAGAGUAUCAUUCCUUGUAUUAGAUGAGGCUGACAGAAUGUUCGAUAUGGGCUUUGAACCUCAGGUCCGGUCCAUUUGCAAUCAUGUCAGGCCAGAUCGACAGACACUACUGUUCAGUGCCACAUUUAAAAAAAGGGUUGAGAAGCUGGCUCGUGACGUUUUGACGGAUCCUGUAAGGAUUGUUCAAGGUGAUGUUGGAGAAGCUAAUGAAGAUGUUACUCAAAUUGUACUAGUAUUGAGUUCUCUAGCAGCAAAAUGGACUUGGUUGUUAGGUCACAUAGUUGAAUUUUUAUCAGCUGGUAGUGUGCUUAUAUUUGUCACAAAAAAGGCAAAUGCUGAAGAGUUGGCAAACAACUUAAAGCUGAAGGAGUAUGAGGUUUUGUUGUUACAUGGUGAUAUGGAUCAGUUGGAAAGAAAUAAAGUCAUCACAAAUUUUAAGAAACAGGAAUGUCAUAUUAUGGUUGCAACAGAUGUAGCUGCUCGUGGUUUAGACAUUCCCCACAUAAGAACUGUAGUGAACUAUGAUAUCGCCCGAGACAUUGAUACCCAUACUCACAGAGUUGGACGUACAGGUCGUGCUGGGGAGAAGGGAACAGCAUUUACUCUUGUAACCGAUAAAGAUAAGGAAUUUGCUGGUCACUUGGUACGUAAUUUGGAAGGAGCCAAUCAAGAGGUUCCAGAAACAUUACUGGACCUAGCAAUGCAGAGUGCUUGGUUCAGGAAAUCUCGAUUCAAGGGAAGUAAGGGAAAGAAAAUGAAUGUUGGUGGACAAGGUCUUGGGUUCAGAGAACGGCCCGGAUUUGGAAGCAGUGAUAGUGCCAGUGGUAGCAGUGUGCAAAAGCCAAGCAGUUCUGCUUCUGCAGCCUAUGGAAGUCAGAGCUCCAAUUCUUAUUCCUCAACGUCUGAAGCUUCUCAAAGAUCUCGAGGGCCUGGAUCCGCCAGGCUUGGAGCUAUGAGAGAUGCUUUCAAAGCCCAGUACAUGAGCCAAUUUACUGCUUCAGAAGAUACAACUUGGGAGAAAACAAACCAGAAAUCAGACUAUGGUGUUGUGAAAGCAGACUCUGAUAACAGGGGCGGAGAUGGUGGUAGUGGUCGAAGGGGCAGCAAUAGCUCUGGAGGAACCACUUUAAGCUCAGGCACCUACUUAGGUGGAGCCCCUAUGAAAAGCUCAGGUUCAUACGGAGGAUUUGUGGCAGCAUCCUCAUCUAGCGAUGAUGGAGGAAGUUACAACAAAUCAGACUCAAAAAAGAAAAGAAGCCGAUGGGACAAUAACUAACAUUCAUGUGAAACUUUUCAAUCAUUUAUAUUUCAUGACUUAAUUUGUUUUAGAAUUAUGAACUUGAAGUUUAAUUAAAUUUUAGGCAACUUUACAUUGAAACUCAUAUACAUCAUCAUCAUUGUUUGCUUUUGUAAUAAUAUCUCACGAUUUAUGUGUUUUAAAGUAAGGUUAUUGUACUGUCUUGUAACUAGCUCUGCAUUUGAAACUGCAAGUGUCAUAUGAUACUAAAGGUGUGCAUACAUUUUAGUUGCUACUUUUCUUAAAUAAUAAAGCAGGUUUGUAAUAUGUUUGUGUGAGGUAUGAUAUUUAUUGAGGUAGCCAAAAUCGCUCAAGAUUCUGUUAUAAGUGUAUCUGUUUUGAUUGGUUCUAUCUGUAAAUGUAUUUUUUUUCUUUUCAUAUUUUCCAUCAAUUCUGUAAAAUUGAUGAAGUUAUGAAAUGUGGAUUGUUUCCCUAUUAAGCAGGGAAAAGAGGCAUGUUUGCUGUGAUAAUGUUAUCUCAUCCCUCAAGUGAUGCUCAAAAUAAUGAAAACACUAAAGUUUGAUUUUGGAGCUGCUUUAUUUGGAUUCUAAGUCAACUACUUGGUACAAAUACUGGAAUGAAUAUUAAAUCAGAAAGUUCAAAAUUCA